Messenger RNA from Erigeron canadensis, 1531 nucleotides. RefSeq lists its product as uncharacterized. The coding region runs from base 166 to 1239 and encodes 357 amino acids. The record is from RefSeq and is a predicted model, not a curated record. Lineage: Eukaryota; Viridiplantae; Streptophyta; Magnoliopsida; Asterales; Asteraceae. Gene Ontology annotation, cellular component: SAGA complex. The transcript is spliced from 11 exons.
GCAUAAAACUUGACCCUGUAAUAACAACAAACAAAUCCCAACAAGCAAAAUCCCUUCAGAAAGUACACACAGAUUCCUAUUUCAUUUCAUCCCCUUCCCUCAGCCUGUCUGUCUGUCCGUAGACACCAACCAAAUUCCCCAAAGCCAAAAACUUUUUCAGAAUGAAUGUUCAUAAUCACACAAACAAGCCCCAUUAUCUUCUCACACAACUUUCUUGAAUCUUUUUUUGCAGGUAAUUUGAGUGGCUAUCAAAUGGUAUGCUCUCUUGCAGGUGUGCAAAUGACAACCCUUCCUCAAGAGGAUGUAGGCUGUUGGAAAUUAGCUGCUCAGUACAUUCAAAAAGAAUUUAAAGAGGCAGACGAAGCGAAUUUGCUUGAUGAAGAAGAUAUGCACGUAUUCGGUCUGAGGCCUAUGGUGGAUCCCUUAAACUUGGUUUCUUGCAAUUCCUGCAAGAAACCAGUGAAGGUUAGCCAAUAUGCAACUCAUGCAGAGAUUUGCAAGUCCUUAAGCUCACUAGUAGACCACACAACAGAGAAUGAUGUUCCUGUGAAAAAGAAACCUCCCAGGAAGGAGAGGAAAAAAUCACAAAUUAGUAUUUCUACACAAGUUGAAUCAGUUGGUAAGCCUAGAAGAUCUGCAAUUACUAAAACUACUGCUUCAAAUUCUCAUUUGGAUGAACAAAAGGCAACUUCACUUCCCGUACAACCAAAUGGCAGAGAGUCCUUAAAUGAAUCACAAGCAAGAAGCGUGAAAAAUGUCGACGGUGUCAACAGUUUACAAACUCCUGGGAAAUUCAAUGAUAAUCAUUUACAGACCAAAGGAAUGCUAAGUGCUCCAUCUCCACUUGCAACCAAGAUUUACUAUUCUCAAAGAAAUCAACGUCUCAGAUCUGCAAUAAGCCAAAUGUAUUACAGAUCAACAUCUUCACAACAUGAUCAUGAUCUAAGCAAUAUGCAAUUCUCAGACAGCAAUACAAUGCCAUCAAUUAAUGGUUAUUUUCACCAUAGCCAAAACGAGUACCAGCCUGAAAAGCUCGGCAAUCAUCUCCCAACCAUGGUGGAAAUUACUGAUCCAUUUCCUGCAAAAAGUUUGGAAGCUAAUCUAAAUGAAUCCACAAAGCUCUUGCCUGUAAACUUUCCAGAUCAAUUUUAUGUAAAUAAUGCCCUAGGACCUCAAAGAGCUAUGGGAAACUCAGCAAACGAUGUUCUUCCAGCUUCUUAUCUUUCUGAUGAAAGUUAAGGACAUCCAUUAGGACAACGCAGCAGCAGUGUUCCUGUGUACAGCCACCAGGGAAAUUUUUGGUAGCCAAGGUGAUUAUUUUGUUAUUAUAUCUCUUAACUUUGGAAUGGUGUUUCUUAGUUUCCACCCAAUUCUACCUACACGAAUUGAACCAUGGAAAACAAAGAUUCAUUUCAAUUCUAUGAUGGCAUUGUAAACGAUUCAAACUAGGGUUUGUCAUCAUACAAUGAUGUAUAAAUCCUCGUAUAGUAUUAUAUUUUUGGUCUUUAAUGAAGAUGCCGAAUUCAAUGUU